This is a messenger RNA of Arabis nemorensis, 1866 nucleotides long. The record is from the annotation of a GenBank genome assembly. NCBI's taxonomy places the organism in Eukaryota, Viridiplantae, Streptophyta, Magnoliopsida, Brassicales, Brassicaceae.
AUGUUUCUCCGUCGAAGCGCCGUCCUCUUCAUACUCUUCACCCUAGCAGCCGCCUCUUUAGUCGCCGGUCAGAACUCCACCUGUCCUCUCGAGUUCUCCGUCCUCCAGCCCUUCCGGCGUCCGAGACCUGAUGGCGCCACCACCUGCCAGUACCUCCUCCAAGGCUUACGGCUCCUCUACUCUGAGCACCUCCGGAAGACUGGUUCUUUCCUUCCGCCGCCCGAUUCGGCUGCCUCUUGCUGGGCUGCUUUGCAGUCCUCCAUCGCCGGAUUUCUCCCUGGCUUCGAUGUCCGAUCUAGAUGUGGUUUUCAGACGCCGUGGAUUUCGCAGGGGUGCAUGGACAUCACCACAAGGUCUCAGUUCGAAUCCCUAAUCCCUAAUUCCACUCUGACCACCGCCGUGAUGCGCUGUAACCUCUCUCUGGAGAGCAACACCCCUUGCGCCUCCUGCACUCAGAGCUUGUCCGCGUUUCAGGCCUAUCUGUCCGGACCUUCUCUCGGAAAUGUCUCCGAUUGCGCUGCUUUCCCGUCUAUUUACGCCGCUGCUUACGCCAACGUGUACGGCCCCACCGAUAAAGGUACUGCGAAAUGCCUUUUUCAGCUCGAUCUUGCUUCUAGUAGCUCCGGGAAUGGCAAGAAAUUGAAAAAUAUACUAGCUUCGUUAUCUGUCUUGUUGCUUGUCGCCUUUACUUUGAUCACGGCUUGGUUCUGGUACUACCGGAGGAAAAGGAAAGACUUGAAGCGGAGAAUGAUGAGGCGGCAGAGGGAUAGCUUAGAAGCGGGUACUCGAUCUAGGCUAGACUCCAUGAGCGAGAGCACCACUCUUGUCAAAUUCACUUUCGAAGACAUCAAGAAAGCCACCAACAAUUUCUCGCGUCACAACAUCAUAGGCAGGGGAGGCUACGGGAACGUCUUCAAAGGCGUCUUGACAGACGGCACCGAAGUUGCUUUCAAGAGGUUCAAGAACUGCUCGGCUAGUGGGGACGCUAACUUCGCUCAUGAAGUCGAGGUCAUUGCGAGCAUACGCCACGUCAAUCUUCUGGCCCUCAGAGGCUACUGCACGGCGACUAGUGCGUAUGAAGGUCACCAGAGGAUCAUAGUGUGUGAUCUUGUGAGUAACGGUAGUCUUCACGACCAUCUAUUUGGAGACUUGGAGACUCAGCUUGCCUGGCCUCUGAGGCAGAGGAUCGCUCUUGGGAUGGCCAGAGGACUGGCUUACCUACACUACGGCGCACAACCCUCGAUCAUCCACAGGGACAUCAAGGCCAGCAACAUUCUCUUGGACGACAGGUUUGAGGCCAAGGUUGCUGAUUUCGGGCUGGCCAAGUUCAACCCCGAAGGAAUGACGCAUAUGAGCACAAGGGUCGCAGGCACAAUGGGAUACGUAGCGCCAGAGUACGCACUGUACGGGCAACUGACAGAGAAAAGCGAUGUGUACAGCUUUGGGGUGGUGCUCCUAGAGCUUCUAAGCAGGAGAAAGGCGAUUGUGACUGACGAGGAGGGGCAGCCUGUGUCGGUGGCAGACUGGGCGUGGUCGCUGGUGAGAGAAGGGCAGACGCUGGACGUGGUGGAAGACGGGAUGCCGGAGAAGGGAUCUCCGGAGGUUCUGGAGAAGUAUGUGCUAAUAGCAGUGCUGUGCUCUCACCCUCAGCUCCACGCAAGACCAACAAUGGAUCAAGUGGUGAAAAUGCUGGAGAGUAAUGAGUUCACUGUUAUCUCUAUACCACAGCGCCCGAUCCCUCUGGUGGCAUGUAGGGAAGAGAUUGACCGCUCUGUUAGCAGCAGCAGCGGCUCUGGGAAGCUGACUAGCCCCACGGGGUAUCAGGCCUUCUCCUUUGGAGCUGAUGGACCCGAACACAACAAAUAG